AUGAAAAUCGAUCCUGUAGGAUCUUUUCGUAAGCGACUUGCUCCGUUCCAGUUUGUCUUCGAGCUGGAUUCCCCCAUGAGCAAGGUCAACUCUGACGAAUCUGUGCGAAUCCUUAUCCAAUCUCGACUAUAUCCCCGAAUCCGUAUCCGGGCUGUUACUCCAGUAAUCAAAAUGAUCCUUUGCAUGUGGAUACCGUCAGAUGUACUGGACAGGGAUGCAUCAGGCAGUAUCUUAGUGGAGGACUAUUCGGAAGACUCCCGUCCCUGCUGUCCCUGGCCCCCAAACCGUCAGGGAAUCAGAAAAGGGAUUCAGAAGAGGAUUCCCAUCACCAAGUGGCUUCCCCAAUACAACUUGAAAUAUCUGGUGUGUGACAUUAUCGCAGGCUUGACUGUUGGGCUCACCAUCCUCCCUCAGGGACUCGCAUAUGCUAAAAUCGCCAACCUCCCCGUCCAGUACGGUCUGUACUCAGGAUUCAUUGGAUGCUUCGUGUACCUGUUUUUCGGGAGUGUGAAGGAUGUGACUGUUGGUCCAACAGCCAUUAUCUGCCUCGUCCUUGGCCAAUUCGUCAAUAGCCAUGCAUUCGGCGAUCAAUACGUGGAAUAUGCAAUUCUCCUCUGCUUCCUUACCGGCAUCGUCGAACUCAUUCUUGGAAUCACCAGACUAGCAUACCUUAAGCGUUUGCUUCCUCUUCUCGCUUCCUCUUCUCUUCAGUACUUCCAGCCAGACCGAGAGAGACUCGGUGGCAAGGUCCCCGGUAGGGGAGCUGAAUACUUGCGGAAGUACAAUCUCAAUCGAAACCUCCCCUAA
Darwinula stevensoni is the source of this 807-nucleotide messenger RNA. NCBI's taxonomy places the organism in Eukaryota, Metazoa, Arthropoda, Ostracoda, Podocopida, Darwinulidae. The record is from the annotation of a GenBank genome assembly.